Molecule: messenger RNA, 1542 nt
Organism: Closterium sp. NIES-65
Lineage: Eukaryota; Viridiplantae; Streptophyta; Zygnematophyceae; Desmidiales; Closteriaceae
Source: the annotation of a GenBank genome assembly
AUGUUGCCGUACCUGUUCCCUGACCUUGCUGCCUUUCCCAUAGUCGCUGACCUCAUUACACACCUUCGCACUAGUGACACUCCCUACCGCGCUGCGCUUCCUGCUGAGUUCUGUGCCAAGAACCCCACCCCUAUGUACAUCACCCUCUACUACAUAGUCACCCGGCUCCCUGACUCCCUUCGCUUAGUCAGGGACCACUUCCUCUCUGUUUGCCCCACCACACUCACCGUUGACCUUCUCGAGGAGCGCCUCCUAGCAGCAGAGAAGAGCAUAGUCGCUGUAGGAGCCUCUUGUGGUGACCCUCGCACCCCCGUCUUUGAGGGGUGUUCCCCCUCCCGCAUCUUGCCCUCUGUUGCUUCUGCUGCAGCGGCCGACCUCGUUGGUUUCGAGUCGGUCGGCGCCGCGUCUGCCCCUAGCGGGACAUGCCGCACCGGUAGAGCAAGGGGGGCAAGGGCGCUGGAGGGGCUGGUUGGGGCGGUGGAGGUGGUGGUGGAGGCAGUGGAGGGGGUGGGGGUGGUGGUGGUAGUGGUGGCGGGGGUGGAGGUGUCGGUGGCAGUAGUGGAGGCGGUGGAGGCGGCAGCGGUGGCGGAGGGAGCGGAGGCGGCCGAGGUGGCGGAGGCGGUGGAGGUGGAGGAGGCGGCAGAGGUGGCGGAGGCGGCGGCGGCGGCGGUGGAGCUGGUCACAGCUCUGCGCAGAGGAGUGGGUCCAGUGCGUGGUGGGGGUACUGGUCCCUGCUCCUACGUCCUCCGUACCGGCGACCGCGCAAGUGAGCAGUGCGGGGGCCCGCACUCCACCCAGCGCUGCUUCGGCCUCCUAACGGACGCGUGGCGUCACCAGUUUCCUGAGGCCUCUGAGAUCCCUCGCUGGGGAGAGCUGUCUAGGGCGGGGGUUGCUAUCUUUGAUCUUGAUUAUGAUGCUACUCUUGCUGCCAUGUAUGCUGUGUCUGAUAGUGUUGAGGGUGACUGUUACCUGUGUGUUCCGCCUGACCCGGGCAUUGAGGCUGCUGCUCUAGGUGCUGGUGAGGCUGCUGCUCUAGGUGCUAGUGCGUCUGCUGCCUCAGGUGCUAGUGAGUCUGCUCUCUCAGGUACUAGGUCGGCUCAGGCCUUACACACCUUCACCCUUGACUCGGGUGCUUCCCGCUCCUUCUUUCCAGACCGCACCACGCUUACGCCGCUUAGUCGGCUGGUUGCAGUCUACCUGGCGGACCCCUCUGGGGGUCCUAUCCUUGCUAGCUUCUCCACUGUCUUACCGUGCCCGGCAGCCCCCUCAGGCACCCUGUUAGGUCUUUACCUCCCCUCGUUCUCUACGAACUUGGUGAGUGAAGCUGACCUAGAGGAUAGGGGGAUUGACCAGUUCACUCCUGCGAGUCAGCGGGUGACCCACUGCACGUGUGCUCGGACAGGCCGACACUUGGCCACGUUCAUCCGUCGGCUUGGGUCGAGCCUGUACACACUUACCACUGAGUCUCCUCCGGCUGCUGAGUCUAGUCAGGUAGCUGCGUCGAGUCAGGUGUUUGCUGCAGCGUCCAGCGGGUCCUUCUAA